Messenger RNA from Corvus hawaiiensis (hawaiian crow), 801 nucleotides. Its product is annotated as serine/threonine-protein kinase pim-1-like. Bases 1 to 801 code for a protein of 266 amino acids. Gene Ontology annotation, cellular component: cytoplasm. NCBI's taxonomy places the organism in Eukaryota, Metazoa, Chordata, Aves, Passeriformes, Corvidae. Gene Ontology annotation, biological process: protein autophosphorylation. The record is from RefSeq and is a predicted model, not a curated record. The transcript is spliced from 3 exons. Gene Ontology annotation, molecular function: protein serine/threonine kinase activity; ATP binding.
AUGGCCGAGCGGGUUUGCGCGGCCGCCGGCCCCGAGCCGCCGGUGUCCGCUUCAAAAGAGCCAACAUGUGGGGAUGGCCGGCCCGGGGCGGUUGAGCGGCACUCGGGGGCCGUUCCUGGCCCCGGGCCGAGCGCUGACGGCCGCGUCUCGCCGGCACGGAAGGCGCAGCAGGGCCUGAAGGAGCGCUACCGGCUGGGUUCGCUGCUGGGGCGCGGCGGCUUCGGCAGCGUCUUGGCGGCGACGCGGCUCUCGGACGGCGCCCCGCCCGACGGCACCCGAGCACCACUGGAGAUCGUGCUGCUGGACAAGGUGUCCGCUGGCUUUCCUGGCAUCGUCCAGCUCCACGAGUGGCUGGAGCUCCCCAACAACGUGGUGAUGGUGCUGGAGCGCCCGGAGCGGUCUCAGGACCUCCUUCACUUCAUUCGGGCACGGGGCUUCCUGUGCGAGGAGGUGGCGCGGCACCUGUUCCGCCAGGUGCUGGAGGCCAUGCGGCACUGCACCAGCUGCGGGGUCCUGCACCGGGACAUCAAACCGGAGAACAUCCUGCUUGACCUGGCCACCGGGCAGGCCAAACUCAUCGACUUUGGCUGUGGCACCUACCUGCAAGCUGCAGCCUACACCAGCUUUGCAGGUGAGCCCACGCAGGGGGAGGCUCCUGGUAGAGGCAUCUCACAGCCCAACAUCUCACGGCCCAACAUCUCACAGCCCAAGCCGGCUGUGGCAGGGGGGGAUUCUCCCUUUUGCUGCCAGUCAUGGCAGCCGGAGUCUUCAGCUGAGCUGCUUUUGAGCGGCGCUGGCUGA